Molecule: messenger RNA, 291 nt
Organism: Caenorhabditis briggsae
Lineage: Eukaryota; Metazoa; Nematoda; Chromadorea; Rhabditida; Rhabditidae
Exons: 2
Coding region: 1-291 (96 amino acids)
Source: RefSeq, a predicted model, not a curated record
AUGGAACAGUUCAAAAGAGUGAAACAUGUUGACAUCCGGGGACUCCUCAAUCCGGAGAAAAUUGAGCAUUUCAAACACCUGAAGAGUUUUGAAGUUUUCGUCGAGGACUUCGAAGCGAGCAUGAUCACUGGAAUUCGAAAUAAACUGUGCAACUUCCAAGAACUCCAAUACUGCAUCAUCCAGUUGGAUGAGAAGGGGUCUUCAGUGAAAUCGGUAGUGUUCUUGGCAUGGAUGUUCCAGAAGGAUCUACGGAAUCAUCCACAUAUCGAUAUCGGAUUUCAAGGAGCAUGA